Limulus polyphemus (Atlantic horseshoe crab) is the source of this 304-nucleotide messenger RNA. Its product is annotated as guanine nucleotide-binding protein subunit beta-2-like. Gene Ontology annotation, cellular component: heterotrimeric G-protein complex; cytoplasm. The transcript has 2 exons. Gene Ontology annotation, molecular function: protein binding; signaling receptor complex adaptor activity. Gene Ontology annotation, biological process: G protein-coupled receptor signaling pathway; G protein-coupled dopamine receptor signaling pathway. The coding region runs from base 5 to 304 and encodes 99 amino acids. Lineage: Eukaryota; Metazoa; Arthropoda; Merostomata; Xiphosura; Limulidae. The record is from RefSeq and is a predicted model, not a curated record.
CAAAAUGGCGUCUGACGAUUGUGGUUUGGAAAUUGAUAAUCCUGGAGACUCGAUAGAGUCAUUGAGUAAGGAGGUGGAAAAACUAAAAGCAAGAUUAGAAGAAGAGAGACAAAAGCUUAAUGACGUAGCUCUUUAUACUGUAGCUGAGCGACUAGAUCCUUUACCACCUUUAAAUAUCAAGCCUCGUCGGGUGUUGAAAGGCCACCAAGGCAAAGUUCUUUGUUCUGAUUGGUCAUUGGAUAAGAGACAUAUAGUUAGUUCAUCACAGGUAAAUUGUGCUGUUAAACAAGUAAUGGAAUAUUAA